GAUUAAUAGUUAUUAACUCUAGCUAAUGAAUAAGCAUUUAUUCGAAAUUAUUAUGAUGAGACCUCAAAAAUUUCAAAGACGAGUUGCAUAAUUUCUGCUGGAUUUUUUGAUAACCUCUUAAAUAAUUUAACGACAUUAAACCUAUUAUCUGCGCGUAUUUAUCUCAUAUUUGUUUUGCAAGCAGAUAAAUUCGUGAUGUAAAAAUAGGAAAAUAUGAAGGCAAGUACUUGAUAAACCUAUAAGGCAAUACCGACAUACUAAAGUUGAUUUAUAAGUCUAUUACAGAUUCGCCAUGGAGGUAGCCUUGGGGUUUUUCGGAGUUAUCCUAGCUUGCUUUACUAUUAUUUUAACUCGAUGGAUCAUCUGUCGACGUAAUAUUCAUCGAAGCUUAAAAAAAUAUGGAAUACCAGGACCAAAACCUGAUUUCAUAGCUGGGAAUAUGUACCAGUUACAGAAGGAACCCAAUCCAAAUGAUAUCAUAGAAGAUUGGCUCAAAAAAUAUGGAGACGUGUUUGGAUAUUUCAUGGGAGAAGAUAUUUAUGUUGUAAUUAAGGACUUGGAAAUGUUAAAGAAAGUUUUAAUAAAAGAUUUCAGCGUAUUCAGUAACAAGCCCACAUUUCUGUUGCAAACGGAUCCAUUUCCUAAAAUGUUAAUUGGACUUCGAGACAAACGAUGGAAGGAAGUUCGAAAUGUCCUCACUCCAGCAUUCUCUUCGGGAAAAAUCAAAUUUAUGACAGAUGUCGUUUCCAAGAAGGUUGAUUUGUUUGUUGAUUUAGUAAUGAAAAAAGCAAAUAACAAGGAAAUAAUCAACAUCCAUGAGCUAGGGCAAGGAUUAACAUUGGAUGUGAUAUCUGCAUGUGCUCUUGCCGUGAAGAAAAAUAUUCAAGAGAAUCCAAAAGAUGAUAUUCUACAAGCUGUGAGGGAUACUUUUAAGCACCAAUUUAAUCCCAUUGAAGAAUUGGGCAUACUCUUUCCAUUCCUUUCCAAAAUUCUUCACUUGUUUGACGAUUUGUUCAUAUUUAAGAAAUCUCUAAACACUAUAGCUGAUCAUUUGAAAGUCGUCAUGAAAGAGAGGCGUCAAAACCCGAAUCUAAGAAGUUUGGACAUUCUUCAGUCAAUACUGGACAGCUGUGAUAGUGUUUCAGAUGGAAAUGGUACAAAACUGACUGAAGAGGAAGCUAUAGCGAACGCUCUUGUUGUCCUUCUAGCAGGCUAUAACACAACGGCUAACUCCCUAGGGUUCACAUUCUUCUUAUUAGCCACACACCCAGAAAUACAAGAUCGUCUGUAUCAAGAGAUCCGACAGGCUAGAGAUACUUCCUAUUCUACACUGCAAAAUAUGACCUAUUUGGAUCAAGUAUACAGCGAGUCGCUCCGUGUAUAUCCUCCUGUCACUGGUUUCAUCCAUAGAAAAUGCGACAGGGACUACGAUUUGGGACCAUAUACCAUACCCAAGGGGGCAAAUAUCAUAGCUCCAGUUUGGAAUAUUCAUCAUGAUCCGAAUUUGUGGCCUGAUCCAAAUAAAUUUGAUCCAGAUCGCUUUUCACCGACUAAUAAAGGAUCCAUUCAAAGCAUGUCUUAUUUCCCUUUUGGAGCAGGUCCGAGGAAUUGUAUUGGAUCUCGCUUCGCACAGUUGGAGGCGAAAAUAGCUAUAUACAGAAUUUUGCAGAAAGUGAAAUUGGAACCUUGUGAGAAAACAGAUAACCCCCUGUCUCUUGUCUGCGCUGCUUUUACGAUACUUCCAGUAAAUGGUGUAUGGCUAAAAGCGACGCCAAGAAAUCCAUGUUAAAAUAUACAAUAAAAAUAGUGACAACUAA
Molecule: messenger RNA, 1817 nt
Organism: Parasteatoda tepidariorum (common house spider)
Lineage: Eukaryota; Metazoa; Arthropoda; Arachnida; Araneae; Theridiidae
Product: cytochrome P450 3A41
Molecular function (GO): oxidoreductase activity, acting on paired donors, with incorporation or reduction of molecular oxygen; heme binding; iron ion binding
Source: RefSeq, a predicted model, not a curated record